Messenger RNA from Notodromas monacha, 1520 nucleotides. NCBI's taxonomy places the organism in Eukaryota, Metazoa, Arthropoda, Ostracoda, Podocopida, Cyprididae. The record is from the annotation of a GenBank genome assembly.
AUCACAGGGAACCUACAGGCAUAUAGAAAGUUCAGAGGAAAAAUUACUUCGUCGUAUUCAGGUCCGAUUCACCUAUACAUUACCCUCUUUACAGUUUACUCUCACAGGCUUCUACACGAAGUACAAAUAUGCCAGGUACGCCUAGCCAUAAAAAGAAACCGGUGAAGACGAGGAAAAAGAAGAUAGGAAGCAGCAGCGCAAGCGAUACAGAGGAGCCACAGCCGGCAAGAACUCCAGUUACCCCUAGCAAACCCAACACUAAAACUCUUGCUCAGACUAAUAAAUCCAAUCCGACACAAACCACGCAAGAUUCAACUCCAUCAAAAUCUGCGACAACAGUCAGCACUGCGCCGAAACCGUCCAAAAACAAACCCGUAAAACCAGCCAACUGCCCGAGUACCUCAUGGCAAUCUGCAGAUUUAGACGAGGCAAAUGUGGUUCCUGAUAGAAAUGAUGAUUCGGAAGAGCCUCUAGGAACCAAUCGGGCUACCAAGGAAUUACCAGCCAUUCUCGUAGCAGUUGGAUGAGGCAUGACUAAUCUUUACGACGAUGUUGUUGAGGAAGUCAAGAGGAGCAUUCCUGAUGCCAAGUUUCUUCGGUUGCCUGGAAUAAGAGGAAUUAUGGAGGUGACCAUAGACGGAGACAACGUAUAUCACACUAUACGAAACGGAAACGCAACCGAAGAGGAGAUAGCACGGAUGAUCGUCGAAGAUAUUAAAAAGAGAGUCAAACACAGAGAGAAUGAACGAAAAACCCCGCGGUCUCAAGGCACAGGUCGAGAUAGGUCUCCUCCAAGCCGAGAAAAAAACAAACGAGGAGAUAAUGGAACCAACUCGUGUGUGAUGACAACCACAACAGGCUGGUUCCUCGGUGUGCCCGGGGACAUCAUAUUGGGGUUCCCUCAUCCCAUGAAGUGCUGUUCAACCAGAAAUGCGCCAAGGAUGAACCGCAUGUCCGCGUUUCCCCAAAUACGCUUCCGUGUGACCACCAAAGAUGAAGUCACGAUAAUUAUCCCACCGUCUUCCUCCACACUAGGAUCUUUCGAAGUAACCGUGAACGGAAACCUGAUGCACUCGAAACUUGACACUGGUCAGUUCCCCGAUGAGCAGGAAAUCGCAGAUAAAGUCCUCGAAGAACACAUGCGAAACACGGAAUCUUCAAUUCCCGCCAACGACGAACCGAAGAAGAAGCGAACUUGGAAAUCGAAGUCCCCUUCCGGCUGCGUGGGUGACCCAACCAAUUUUGGGAAACGAGAAGACGAAGCACAACAAGGACUGUCCACAUCGGCGGCGCGAAAAACUCGAGGCAAAAAUCCGACGCCACUCGGAAUAUCCAACACUUGCACCGACAGCGGAGUUGGUGAAGGUUUCAUACACGAACAGGAAUCCGCCAGCGACCAUAAAAGCCUUCGAAUGAAUACCUACACGUGUAGUGUGGUUACUCUCCGGCUGAAGGCUGGCACUUACUCGCAACACAUAAAAUUUGUCGGCUUCUGCUCGCAAGCCGAACAUGUGCGGUGA